Messenger RNA from Electrophorus electricus (electric eel), 972 nucleotides. Its product is annotated as odorant receptor 131-2-like. NCBI's taxonomy places the organism in Eukaryota, Metazoa, Chordata, Actinopteri, Gymnotiformes, Gymnotidae. Gene Ontology annotation, biological process: G protein-coupled receptor signaling pathway; detection of chemical stimulus involved in sensory perception of smell. Gene Ontology annotation, molecular function: G protein-coupled receptor activity; odorant binding; olfactory receptor activity. The record is from RefSeq and is a predicted model, not a curated record. Gene Ontology annotation, cellular component: membrane.
AUGGCGGAGAUCAACAGCACAAAUGUCCAGUUGGCGUUCAUCUACGAGCAGAUCUACAGGGUGGACUUUGGUGCAGUCACUGGAAUCAAGAUUGCAGUGGUGGUCCUAAUGACUCUGUUUUUUGUCUGUAUAAACUGCAUCAUGCUUUUUGCUCUAAGGAGCAAGACUGCCUUUUAUGAGACACCCCGCUACAUUCUUUUUGCUCACAUGCUUCUCAGUGACUCCAUCCUCCUGUUAACCACUACUGCAAUGUAUGCCAUGUCUCUUGCUCUUGUCAGUAUAGCCAAAGGCAUCUGUUCACUGUUAGUCCUCAUCUCCAAUUGCACGUUCCAGAACGCCCCUCUCACCCUGGCUGUGAUGUCACUGGAGCGCUACGUGGCUAUCUGCUUCCCACUGAGGCACAGCAGUAUUGCCACACAGAGAAACACAGGCAUUGCCCUAGGAGUCAUUUGGUUCUUCAGCUCCCUGAAUGUAAUGUCAGACUUGCUAUAUGAGCUCAUCACUGAUCCCAACCAUUUAUUUAAGAUCACUUUUUGCACAAGACAGAAACUUUUUGUGACCAAAUGGCAGGCGGAUAAGGCUCAAGUAUUUGAUGUCCUUUAUUUUGUUUCAGUAGCACUGAUCAUUAUUUUCACUUACAUCAGAAUUAUGAUCACAGCCAUGUCUGUUUCCUCCAACAAAGACUCUGCUAAGAAAGCCCGCCGGACUGUGCUGCUACAUCUCGUUCAGCUGGGCCUGUGCCUCACCUCUUUUCUGUAUGGCAUCAUAGAGAAAUUGCUUUAUUUGUUGACUGGAAGUGAUGGCUCUCUUUUUAUACAAUUACGUUAUCUGAACUUCCUCAUCAUCUUGAUCCUACCACGCUGCCUGAGCCCACUCAUUUAUGGGCUGAGAGAUGAAGCUGUACGACCCCUAUUCCAAUAUUAUUUCUGCUAUGGUGCAAAUAAAGUAAAGACUGCGAUCAGUGUACAUUGA